AUGCUUAUUUCCAAGGACAAUCGUAAAAAGAUCUACCAGUAUCUCUUCCAAGAGGGUGUUUUGGUUGCCAAGAAGGACUUUAACCUUCCCAAGCACGAAGAGAUCGAUGUUCCUAACCUCCAGGUUCUCAAGUCUCUUCAGUCUCUUGAAUCCCGUGGAUAUGUCAAGAGCCAGUUCUCUUGGCAAUACUACUACUACUCUUUGACCAACGAAGGCAUCGAGUAUCUCCGUGAAUAUCUCCAUCUUCCUGUUGAAAUUGUGCCCCGUACCUUCAUCAAGACCACAAAGUCAGUUGGCACUCGCCCAUCUCGUCAUGGUAUGUUUAGUUGGAUUCAAUUACACCUUUGCUAUUCCAAAUGGUUUGUAUUUUUAUAA
Molecule: messenger RNA, 375 nt
Organism: Batrachochytrium dendrobatidis JAM81
Lineage: Eukaryota; Fungi; Chytridiomycota; Chytridiomycetes; Rhizophydiales
Exons: 1
Coding region: 1-375 (124 amino acids)
Cellular component (GO): cytosolic small ribosomal subunit
Molecular function (GO): structural constituent of ribosome; RNA binding
Source: RefSeq, a predicted model, not a curated record